Molecule: messenger RNA, 1322 nt
Organism: Nicotiana attenuata
Lineage: Eukaryota; Viridiplantae; Streptophyta; Magnoliopsida; Solanales; Solanaceae
Product: lipid droplet-associated hydrolase
Exons: 13
Coding region: 154-1164 (336 amino acids)
Biological process (GO): lipid storage
Cellular component (GO): lipid droplet
Molecular function (GO): lipase activity
Source: RefSeq, a predicted model, not a curated record
CCCCGGUGGUCCUAACCAGCAGAAAGAAUUAAAAGGGAGACCCCAAAAAAGACAAAAAGUUAUUAGCAUUAACAUUACGGAGUAACGAGUUAACGACCAGUCCAUACCAGACUCCCACUAAAUCCCCUAUAUUAACAGAGUUCGAUAGAAUCCAUGCUUCUUCCUCCCAUUUCUCGAUCUUUCUCCUUCCACUCCAGGAGACUAAUUUCAUCCAAGUGCAGAAAUUCACAAAUGGGUCCCGAAAAUCUGAGUCUGAUUGAUAAAAGACAUCGUGCAAGUUUUCGGCUAUGCAGCGUUUCAGGUUAUAAGACGGAUCUGCUGGAAAUUCAUGCCAAGGACCCGAAGUUUCAUGUCUUGUUUAUUCCUGGAAAUCCAGGUGUUAUCUCGUUUUAUGUUGAUUUUCUGGAAUCACUCUAUGAUCUGUUGGGUGGAGCUGCAUCCGUCACAGCAAUCUCGCACAUUGGUCAAACAGAAAAGAAUUGGGAGCACGGAAGGCUGUUUUCACUGCAAGAACAAACAGAUCACAAGCUGAACUUCAUAGAGCAUGAGCUUCAGGAUGUUGAAGUUCCUCUAGUACUGGUUGGUCAUUCUAUUGGCUCAUACAUAUCUCUGGACAUUUUUAGGAGAUUCCAGGAAAAGGUCACAUACUGCAUUUGCUUGUAUCCAUUUCUAGCUGUAAACACCAAGUCUUCAACACAGGCUAUUAUUAAGAAGAUUGCAGUGUCUCGGACUUUAUGUACGGGCCUAAGCUCACUUGCAGCAAUUCUGGCACUGUUACCAGCCUGGAUCUCCAGAUUUCUGGUGAAAAAAUCUGUGGGGAAGUCCUGGUCCCCACCUGCAGUGGAGGCUCUCUGUAAACAUGUCCUCAGGUACCAUACCGUUCAGAACAUUCUAUACAUGGCAAUGACCGAAUUUGAAAAGCUUUCUGAGGUACCUGAUUGGUCAUUUAUGAGGGAAAAGAAAAAUCAGAUAGCAUUUUUGUUUGGUGUCGAUGAUCACUGGGGUCCCUUACAUAUUUAUGAAGAGAUCUCCAAUAAUGUUCCAGGUGCUGUCCUAACAGUUGAACAAGGGGGUUAUACUCAUGCUUUUUCUUGCACGGAGGCUGGCUCGUUAUGGGUAGCUCAGCAUGUUUCUGGCUUAAUCAAGAAUUAUUUGUCAAAAUAAACCAUUACUUUGGCUGAUGUAACCUUUUCUUUUUUAACAUUUUCAAAACUAAAUCGGAAACAUUUGAGUACACUUCAUUAUUGGCCGAAAGGGCAAAAAAGAUGUAAGAGUGAUAAUUUAACAUAAUCUUAUUGAUGUGUCACAUAUUAAUUAUUUUC